Acanthamoeba castellanii str. Neff is the source of this 3027-nucleotide messenger RNA. Its product is annotated as Importin beta domain containing protein. The record is from RefSeq and is a predicted model, not a curated record. Gene Ontology annotation, biological process: protein import into nucleus. Gene Ontology annotation, molecular function: small GTPase binding. The transcript is spliced from 21 exons. Bases 1 to 3027 code for a protein of 1008 amino acids. Gene Ontology annotation, cellular component: cytosol; nuclear envelope. Lineage: Eukaryota; Discosea; Longamoebia; Acanthamoebidae.
AUGGAACUCCAGCAGAUCGCCACCACUCUGCAAAACACGUUCGAUGGAUCGAGCGAUGUCCGUAAGGCUGCCGAGCAGCAGCUCGAGGCCUACCUCGACGUGGCCGGCUAUGUCGUGGGUCUCCUGAAGAUCAUGACCGCUACCGAGGUCCCCUUGCCGAUUCGCCAGGCCGCCUCCAUCCAGUUCAAAACGCUCAUCAACAGCCGCUGGACUGCCAAGGCGAAGGCGAAGAAGAGGGCCCUCACGGAUGAGGAAAAGACCAUCGUCAAGCAGAACAUCGUCGAACUCAUCGUCCACGUCGCGGUCUCGCUGAGGCACGUCCUCGAGAAGGAGUACCCCGACAACUGGAGCGAUCUGGUGCCCAAGGUGAUGUCGUUCAUCAACACGCAGGACAUCACGCGCCUGCACGGCGCGCUCUACACGAUGCGCAUCAUCAUCAAGAAGUACGAGCACAAGCCCUCCGAGGGCGGGCUCCGCGAGCCGCUCAACCAGAUCGUGCAGGCCACCUUCCCCGCGCUCCUGCAGCUCUUCGGCGCCCUCGCCAAGCACACCAACCUCGAGGCCUGCCUCCUCCAGCGCAUCCUCACCAAGAUCUUCUGGUCGGCCACACAGAACGCGUUGCCUCCGAUGCUGCGUGAUCUGAGGGCGGUCGAGGGGUGGUUCACCAUCUUCACCGAGCUCCUCCUCAGGCCCGUGCCCACCGAGGGUCAGCCGGAGGAGAUCGCGGAGCGAAAGAACUUCCCGCCGUGGAAGCUGAAGAAGUACGGCGCCAAGCGAAAGUCCGACGACCCCGGCACGAAGGCCUUCAGCGAGGGCUUCCGGGUGGCCUACGCGCCCAAGCUGCUGGAGACCCUCCUGCAGCUCCUGUCGGGCAUUCCCAACGGUCAGUUCCUGCCCGCCCGCCUCGUCGCCGUCGCCCUCAACUUCAUGGGCCACGCUAUUCGUCAUGCCAACACUUACCAGAUCCUCAAGCCCCACCUGCCGGUCUUCUUUGCCAAGAUCAUGUUCCCGCUGUUCUGCUUCAACGACGCCGACGCGGAGCUGUGGGAAGACGACCCGGCCGAGCUGAUCCGCAAGGAGUCGGACCUCCUCGAAGAUUUCUGGGACCCGCGCCUGACGGGCAUGAACGUGCUGCUCGACCUCAUGCAGCUGCGCUCGGCCGACUACCUCCACCUGGUGGUCACCCACUGCAUCGGCGUGCUCAACGCCUACCAGGCCUGCCCCGAGAACCCGCGCCCGGAGCACCUCGCCCGCCAGAAGGACGGCGCCCUCGUCGUCAUCGGCAACCUCAUCGGUCGCUUCGAAAAGGUGCCCGAGUACAAGAAGUCGCUGGAGGGCAUGAUCACCACCCACGUCAUCCCCGAGUUUACCUCAGUCUACCCCUUCCUUCGCGCUAGGGCGUGCUGGAUCUUCGGGGAGUGCUUCGACAUCAAGUACGAGAACCAGGCGACAUUCCUGCACGGCCUGCAGCAGGUGCUGAACCUGACCAAGGACUCCGACCUGCCCGUGCGCCUCAAGGCCGCCGUCUCCCUCCGCUUCCUCUGCCAGAACGAACUCUCCUACCAGCCGCUCCACUCCGUCCUGCCCCAUCUCCUCGAGAUGUACUUUGCAUUGAUGACCGAGCUUGAUAACGACGAUCUCGUCAAGUCGCUCGAGAUGAUCAUCCAGUGCUUCGUUAAGGACAUCGCCCCGUACGCCAUCAGCCUCAUCCAGAAGCUCGUCGAGAACUUCGUCCGCCUGGCUAGCGCGGAUGAAGAGGACGACGCGGCCGCCAUGGCGGCCACCGAGUGCCUCGGCGCCAUCGAGACCAUCCUCGACAGCAUCACGAAGACCCCGGACCUGUUCCCGCAGGUCGAGCCGCUGCUCGUGCCCCUGCUGGUCCGUCUGCUCGACGAUGACGCCAUGGAGUUCAUGGAGGAGACCCUCAAGAUCAUGGCCUACCUCACCUUCUACGGCCGCGGCAUCUCGCCCGCCAUGUGGCAGCUCUUCCCGCUCCUCUACAAGGCCUUUGACGGCUGGGCCACCGACUGGAUGGACCAGAUCAUCAUCCCGCUGGACAACUACAUCUCGCGCGGUAAUGAUGUGUUCUUGGCCAACCCGGACUACCUCAAGAUGGUCCUCUCCAUGUACCAGAAGCUCAUCGGUGACACUGGCGUUGCGGACGUUGAUGCCGGCGAGGGCGCCAAGCUCAUCGAAGUUGUCUUCCAGCAGUGCCGCGGCCGCAUUGACGAGUACGUCCCGGGCAUCAUUGAGCUGGCCGUUAAGCGUCUCCUCUCGGCCGAGACCACCAAGAAGUCCCUCAAAGUCCUCUGCCUCGAAGUGGUGUCCAACGCGCUGUGGUACAACCCGGCGCUGACGCUCCAGGUGCUGGACACCAAGGGCCUCACGGGUCCCGUGUUCCAGACGUGGUUCGCGCAGAGCGACAACUUCACGCGGAUCAAGGACAAGAAGCUCGCCAUCGUGGGCCUGAGCUGCAUCUUCGAGGUGCCCUUCGCGUCGCUGCCGGCCUCCAUCCAGCCCGCCAUGGGCUCCGUCUUCAUGCUCCUCCUCAAGUUCAUCCACCUGCACGAAAUGCAGAAGAACAAGGUUAAGGUGCCCAAGGCUGAGGGUGAGGAGGGAGAGGACGACGACGACGACGACGAUGACGAUGGACUCGGCGAGGAUGAUGAUGACGACGACGAUGAUGACGAUAGCGACGAGGACCAGUUCGUGCCGGAGGACGAAGACAUUGGCGCCGACGCCGACACUCUCGUCCAGCUCUCCGAAGCCGCGGGCGAGUACUCGUUCUCCGCCUUCAAGGGCGAUGACGACGAGCUCGUGGACGGCGGCAUCGUGACCUCGCCUCUCGAUGCCGUCGAGCCCUACGUCUUCUUCGCCCAGCGCAUGGAAGCGCUGUCGCAGCGAGACGGAGCCGUGUACGGCAAGCUGAUGGAGUCGCUGCCGGGCGAGCAGCGUGUGUUCUACAACGCCAUCCUCCAGCAGGCCGCCGCCACUGCCCAGCAGCAGGCCGCCACCACCUCUUCCUAA